AUGACUGGAGAGGUGAGAAGUUCUCCAGUGUCCUCUACCUUGGAGACCUCCUGCACCUCGAGGCUUCUUACACUGGUCCUGAUGCAGGACAAAGACGACUCUUCAUCGACAGCUGCGUCGCCACUCUGUCACCUGACCCAACAUCAGUCCCCAGAUACAACUUAAUUGAAAACCAUGGGUGCCUCACUGAUGCAAAACAGGAAGGCUCAAAUGCACUGUUCCAACCCAGGACGAGAGCUUCUUCGCUUCAACUGCAGCUUGAUGCUUUCUUGUUUUACCAGGAUUCAAGGAACUCAAUAUUUAUCACUUGCCAGCUGAAAGCGACUUCUGAAAUGUGGAAGAGAAGUCCAGUCAACAAGGCCUGCAAUUAUGUACAUUCAAGAUGGAUAAAUGUGGAUGGGAGUGAUGUUUGUGGAUGUUGUGACAGUACCUGUUACAACAGUUCUUCAACCCACAAUAAAAGCCAAAGACGUCUGAUCCCUAAAGAUAUUGUGGCAU
This is a messenger RNA of Epinephelus moara (kelp grouper), 498 nucleotides long. RefSeq names its product zona pellucida sperm-binding protein 3-like. NCBI's taxonomy places the organism in Eukaryota, Metazoa, Chordata, Actinopteri, Perciformes, Serranidae. The annotation marks the transcript as partial. Gene Ontology annotation, molecular function: acrosin binding. Gene Ontology annotation, cellular component: extracellular matrix. The transcript has 5 exons. Gene Ontology annotation, biological process: egg coat formation; positive regulation of acrosome reaction; binding of sperm to zona pellucida. The record is from RefSeq and is a predicted model, not a curated record.